Sphaeramia orbicularis (orbiculate cardinalfish) is the source of this 2543-nucleotide messenger RNA. It is a transcript of the gene eri2, whose product is annotated as ERI1 exoribonuclease family member 2. The coding region runs from base 122 to 2209 and encodes 695 amino acids. The transcript has 9 exons. Gene Ontology annotation, molecular function: 3'-5'-RNA exonuclease activity; zinc ion binding; nucleic acid binding. NCBI's taxonomy places the organism in Eukaryota, Metazoa, Chordata, Actinopteri, Kurtiformes, Apogonidae. The record is from RefSeq and is a predicted model, not a curated record.
ACAGACUUGGAGCCGCAAUUAAUCGAUCUUAGACUGUUGUGUUUAAAACCAGCGCGGGUUCGCUGGCUCUAGUAGUUAAAAAAACUAGGAUUUUAUUUUUAGCAUUUUAGUCCCAGCUACUAUGUCUACAAAGAAACUUGCAAAAGAACUUGGACUAUUGAGACAACGAAGUCAUGCCUCCUCUGGGACAAAAAAAUCACCCUUAUCAAAUCAAGUAUUUUCACACCUGAUCGUGAUUGACUUUGAAUCAACUUGCUGGAGAGAGAAAAACAACUAUGGCCAAGAAAUAAUUGAGUUCCCUGCCGUCUUGUUGAACACAUCCACAGGGGAGGUGGAGUCGGAGUUUCAUACAUAUGUUCAGCCCCAGGAACAUCCCAUUUUGUCAGAGUUCUGCACUGAGCUCACUGGGAUUACACAGGUGCAGGUUGAGGCAGGAAUUCCCCUCCGGAUAUGUCUGUCCCGCUUUAGCAGGUGGCUACAAAACCUGCAGCAUCAGAUGGGUGUGGUCUUUCCCAGCAUGCAACAGAGAAGUUCUGAGGCUUUGCCUUCUCAAAAAUUGUGUACCUUCCUCACAUGGUCAGACUGGGAUCUAGGAGUUUGUUUGCAGUAUGAGUGUAAACGCAAACAGAUUCAUAAGCCUGAUGUUCUGAACAGCUGGAUAGACCUGAGAAGCACAUACAGGCUGUUUUACAACAGGAAACCUAAAGGCCUGAAUGGGGCACUACAAGAUCUGGGAAUACAGUUUGAAGGCAGAGAACAUUCAGGUUUAGAUGAUGCCCGAAAUACAGCUCAGCUGGCAGCCAGGAUGAUGAGGGAUGGCUGUAUCAUGAAAAUCACUCGAAGCCUUGAGAGGACCCCAUUGACAAGCAAACCCAUCUUUGACAACAAAACUUGUCCUCCAGAAAACAAGAAAGACAAACCCAAGUUGAACACUGAUAAAACAGCAAACAAGCUUGCAGCAGAAAAAACUUCAACAUCCAAGAUUUCUCCUAAAUCCUGUCAAACAGUAUCAUCCACAGAGAACCACAGUAGAAUUCUAAACUCCAAGGAGGGUGUAGUUCAAGAAUCUGUUCAUAGUUUGGUGUCACCUAAGACUGUACUGAGUGGUACAGGAAUAUCGUCAUGGGGGCACAGUCGAAGGUCGAAUACAGCGAACAUUGUGACUAAUCUUUGCUCUUCUGAUGUAAUAAAUAGCACUUCAUCGUGUAGUAACAACAGCCUCGUUCUGUGUUCUACAACUGUUGGUGGCCCUUUACAUGUACCUCGACCUAAUCAGCCGCUAAAAACGGGAGCAGAGGUGAAGCGUGUCGAGGAAAGUGUUGAAAUCACAGUGGAAUCAGAGGACCGAUGUGGUUCCUAUGACGACGUGGUGUUAGACGGAGACGAUGUUUGCAGUGUAACAGACUUUGAGUAUGUGUCAGAUGUGGACAGUGGAUGUUAUGGUGAUUCACAUUCUUCUGUGGGUCAGGUCACAUUAAUGGGUCAAAUAAAAGAAACUGCUGUUGGAAACAAAUCCAACUCAAAUGAAAUGAGGCAGAACUCAACUGUCUCAGAGCCAAGAGUUUGUUUCACGGUGCCAAAAUCUGUUACCUCCAAAUCAAAUCAUCCAACUAAAGGAGUCACCAAAACCUCUUCAGAGCUGCCACACAAGUCAGAAACAAACACACAUCCUAUGUUCAAGACAAAACCGUUUGUUCCAGGAAAGACCUCGACCCCCGGUGCCUCAUUUUCCAGGCCUAAAACAGUCAUCACACAGGACAAGAGACGCAGAGAGACGUCAAAGUUCACCAUCUACACUGAUCCAGGAAACAUGGCCGCAGGUACCAGCUCAUGCCCCACCCCCAAAAACACCCUCUCUUCUUUGUCGGCCAACACACUCUCCUCUUGGUCGACAAAUCGCUCCUUUGUUCCCAGGACACUGAAAGGAGGGUUGAAGAUCACAGCCCCGUUCUGUUCGUGUGGCCGCCGGGCAAAGCGUCAGGUUGUGUCUAAUGGGGGUCCAAACCAAGGCCGUUGGUUUUACUGCUGUCCAGUUCGCCACUCAGGCGGCACCUGUGGCAGAAUACAGAAAGGAUGUGAGUUUUUCAAAUGGGAAUCAGCUGUGAUGAAGAGCAGCUCGACUUCCUCUGGAUCCUCUGUUUCCCUCUGUCACUUCAACUCCACUGUCAACUGUCAGCCCCACCAGUCAUCACUAAGAAAGAGCUAUUAGCAGGUCUUUACACUUCCUAAAUAUUCUAUUACAUGUAUUUAGAAUCAGAUUUAUUUUGAUUGUUUAAAGAGCAGCAAUGUCAGUAAAAGACAGCAGAGUAAAUAAUAUAGUAAUCAAAGGGCAGGGCGAUAAAACGAUAACGAUAUAUGUCACGAAAUAACUUUUCCUUGAUGGAAAUAUGAGACAUAGUCCGAUUAGGUUCAUACUGUCUACUGAACUUAUCUAGAUUUCUUUUUCUUUUUUGUCAGAUGGGAAAAAAAGUAGAUUUUUUUUUUUCCUUGACAUGUUUUGGCAAACCUGGAUAAAACAACUGACAAGACACGUCACAGUAACA